AUGCCCAACAGGAAAAAUGUCCGCGACCUGGACAAGCUCUCUGGCAAGCCGCUAAAGGAAACAAUAAAGCCGUCCUCACCUGCCCUUAAAGUGAACGCGGAGGGCUGGCUUACGUCGAAGGAUCUUCAUGAAGGCUGUCUGCCAUUUUCGCCCACAAGUGUCUAUCAUGCGGUGCUCUACCUCGUGGCAAACCCGAAUGUUAUGUCGAGUCCGUUAUUUCGUGCAGAUAUCAUUUCCGACAGUAAUGAAACCCUCAAGAUUCCAGGAGAAAAUGGAGGAGAUAGCAAGUUAUUUAAUGGCCCCCGAUCAACUAUUUCAGAUACCCGAAGAACCCCUAAACCUGCACCCAUCGUUGAAGGGUUUCAUCUGAUACGGACAAUGGUCUCCAAAUUGAUCCCUCGAAAUGAGAAUCUGGAUAAGACUAUGCUGCAAACAUGCCAUUUUUACGCAACCCAUGAGGACUCUUUCCGAGAAUCGGGAGAAGCCGAGGAGAUAUCAGACACAAACAAUGAUCACCAAGCAUGGGAUCAACAAGUGCUUGCAAUUUACAUCCCGCACAUUGAUUCACCAGAGGAAAUGCCUUACUAUUAUCCCAUUGUCAAGGGAAUCGCUCAUCUGUACGAUUUUCAGAUAAAAAUGGGACAAGGCACUGGAACUUUGUCACUACACUUCUUGCCUUUUACCUCGGACAUAUCAGAGCGACUGGAACGAACUCUCAAUCAGCUUCUCAACAUUCAUAUUCGAACGGCCCGUAUCAAUCAUAUGAGUUUGUCCAAACAUACAGCACCGAUUAUCAACAAUCCUGCGAAGGAUAACUUGAUCCCACGUCAAUCAGUUCAAAAUACGUACUCGCGUCUGAAAAACGCCUAUGCUGUUGACUUAAUCGAAAACUGGGUAGAAAAUACGGAGCCCAGUAAACAUGUCUUUGAGGAUCUGGCCAUUGCGGCAUUUCUUAUUGAGCUGUGGAGUCGAAUCUACCGAGUGGUGGCAUCCAAUGAGAAAAUUGAUGAACAAACCCCGACCACCAAUUUUCCAGGAUUCGUUGAUUUGGCUUGUGGAAAUGGUGUACUGGUAUAUGUUCUCCUCAUGGAAGGCUACGCAGGCUGGGGAUUUGACGCCCGUCGACGCAAAUCAUGGAGCAUUUUUCCGGCAACGGUGCAGGAGCGGAUUAUGGAAAAAAUCCUCAUACCUAAGCCAUUUGCGGAUAUUGUUGACUAUGAAGAUAUCGGACUCGAUAUCACUAUUGGGGACUUCCCACGCGAUACCUUUCUCAUCUCCAACCAUGCCGACGAACUCACUGUUUGGACUCCGCUUGUGGCAGCGCUUGCUUGUCCAGAUUCACCGUUGCCAUUUCUAGCUAUUCCAUGUUGUUCCCACGGACUGUCUGGUCUGAAAUAUCGUUAUCCGCCUCCAAGGAAAGACAGUGCAGCAAAAGAUCAAGAAAGUGAAUUUUCCUCGCAGAACCAAGUGGAGGCGGUGGAGGCAGAUCUGCAGCAGGCUUCGGGUGACUUGAAAGCACUACGGGCAGCUAAAGAACAUGAGAAGACCGAGGAAGGCCAUCUGAAGUCGACAUAUGGCUCCCUCACAGCAAAAACGAUGGCGAUCGCUGAAGAGGCCGGUUAUGACGUUGAAAAGACUCUUCUCCGGAUCCCCAGCACAAGGAACAUGGGUGUUGUUGGAGAUCGGCAAAAGGCUGCCCAUCGGUGGAGACUGUUGGCAACCGAGGAGGUAUCCACAGCGGCCAAAAGCCGAGAUCAGGAGUCUGCAGGCGUUGCUGAGAAGAUCAUGCAAAUUGUUGAGCGAGAAUGCUCGAGGGAUGGAGGGAUUCAAGCUGCCGCACGAAUCUGGAUUGAGCGCGCUCGAGGACUCCAUGAGUGCAAAGGAAAAGGAUUUGAAUGUCAUUAA
Penicillium macrosclerotiorum is the source of this 1905-nucleotide messenger RNA. RefSeq names its product tRNA (uracil) methyltransferase (gene trm44). The transcript has a single exon. The record is from RefSeq and is a predicted model, not a curated record. Gene Ontology annotation, molecular function: tRNA (uridine) methyltransferase activity. Bases 1 to 1905 code for a protein of 634 amino acids. Lineage: Eukaryota; Fungi; Ascomycota; Eurotiomycetes; Eurotiales; Aspergillaceae. Gene Ontology annotation, biological process: tRNA methylation.